Setaria italica (foxtail millet) is the source of this 1636-nucleotide messenger RNA. RefSeq names its product hsp70 nucleotide exchange factor FES1. The transcript is spliced from 8 exons. Lineage: Eukaryota; Viridiplantae; Streptophyta; Magnoliopsida; Poales; Poaceae. The coding region runs from base 81 to 1304 and encodes 407 amino acids. The record is from RefSeq and is a predicted model, not a curated record.
UCCUUUUCCCUCCCCACUCCGCUGUUCUGCUCCUCUCGAAGCAUCGAUCUCUCUCUCUCUCUCUAUCUCUCUCUCGAGCCAUGGCGAAGGCAAGGGCACACUCGUCGAAGCGACCCACCCCCCACCUCCUCCUUGCGGUUUCCCUCUCCGUUUCCGUUCUCCUCCCGCUGCUCUUGCCGGCGGCGGUGGCGGUGGCGGAGGGAGAUGGGGAGAUCAAGUCGGCCCUGGGGGCCGGGAGGCAGUGGGCGACCGGGAAGGACAAGGGGGAGCUGGUUGCGGAGGGGGAUACUGCUGGAGGCGGGUCGGUGGAGGAGGACGAGUUCGCGGGUGGCUUCGGCUCCCUCGACAGCAUGCUGCAGUGGGCGAUCGGAAAUUCUGAUCCGGAGAAGCUGAAAGAGGAGGCGGCUGAUGUGCAGAAGUUGUCUGCAGAUGAGCUGCUUAAGCGGCGCCAGGAGAUCAAGGAGUUGAUGGAGAAGUUAAAGAUGCCAUCCGAUGCUGACUUAAUGAAAAUUGCAAUUGCUGACUUAAAAAAUUCUUCCAUUUCUCUGGAGGAUCGCCAACGCGCGUUGCAGGAACUUUUAGUUCUUGUUGAGCCCAUUGACAAUGCUAAUGAUCUUGACAAACUUGGGGGCCUCCUUCCUGUGAUUCAAGAGCUUAAUAAUGCAAAUGAAGAAAUACGGACCACCUCUGCUUGGGUCCUUGGUACAGCCAGUCAGAAUAAUGCGCAUGUACAAAACCAGAUCCUCGGUUAUGGAGCUUUGGCAAGGUUAGUGAAGAUGGGCUAUUCUACAUCUUCAGAAGAAGCUGCAAAAGCAUUAUAUGCUAUAUCUGCUUUGAUCAGAAACAAUGUAAAUGGUCAAGAGGCAUUCCGUUCAGAAAAUGGGAGUGCAAUGUUGCAGCACAUAUUGGUGAGCAACAGUAUUGAUGUUAGGCUACAGAAGAAGGCAGUGUUUUUAGUGACAGAUCUGGCUGACUUUCAGCUAAAUUCUGGAAACCCACAACUUCCUUUCUUAAGUGACCGCCUUUUCCUGAAGUCAAUAAUUGAUAUGUUGUCAAGGUUUGACCUAGAUCUCCAUGAAAAGGUUUUGUUGGCCAUUAAGAGUCUACUGAAACUUUCCUCAACUGAUGCGGAUGACUUUGAGUUCUAUGACCUCGGGGGUGUACUGCUCAGACUAGGGGUGCAGUUGGAGGACUUGACACCUGAAGAUCAAAAGGAGUUCGCUGGGGAAGUUGAUGCCCUUCGAAGAGAAGUUGAGGCUCUCUUCCAACAGAAGCUCAAGCAGGGUAAAGCGAGCGCGACCUGAUAUUUUUGGAUGACCACCAGAAAGAUUUGCCCUUUUGGAUGCAGUGUAAUCCAUCAUUUUUUUUUGUGGGAUGUUACAGUUAGAUGGCUGGUUUGGGUUUCUUUUUCUAGCAAUACUCAGAAUCAUCAGUCGGAAGCGACGGGAGGAUGUCAGGAAGCAAUGUGGCAAGGUGUGUAGUAGUAUAUGAUGCCGUGAUAGGUAAUAGGUUAGACACAUGCUUAUGACUAAUUCUCACAACGUUCUGUAAUACGGGCACUGCAACGAAGCCAUUUUUCCUUGUGCCGUUUCGGCUGCAGCUUCCUUUCGAGAGCAAUUGAAUCUGAUGUUGAUCA